Molecule: messenger RNA, 2037 nt
Organism: Drosophila novamexicana
Lineage: Eukaryota; Metazoa; Arthropoda; Insecta; Diptera; Drosophilidae
Gene: Ns3
Product: large subunit GTPase 1 homolog
Exons: 4
Coding region: 72-1907 (611 amino acids)
Biological process (GO): ribosomal subunit export from nucleus
Cellular component (GO): cytosol
Molecular function (GO): GTP binding; GTPase activity
Source: RefSeq, a predicted model, not a curated record
UGAGUUUGCAAUUGUCGCACGUGUUUUGUUAAAAAUUCGAAUUUAUUCAAAAUCAACUUUGUUCCGCCAAAAUGGGCAAAAAGAACAAAGAUGGCACCAAUCUGGGACGCCAGCUAAUCAAAGAUCGUUUUGGGCACACACCACGUCGCAAGGUGGACAACGACACAAUGCUGCACACAACGGAGCUGCAGGAUGGCUAUGACUGGGGCCGCUUAAACCUCUCCUCUGUAACUGAGGAGUCGUCUUUUAAUGCAUUCUUGCGCACAGCUGAACUGGCAGGCACUGAAUUUCAGGCCGAGAAGCUCAACAUAACAUUUGUUAAUCCGAAACAGCGUGUCGGCUUGUUAAGCAAGACACAGGAGCAGACAAUGCACCAGAAGCACGCCGAGCAUCGGGAUCAGCUAAAGAUUCCGCGUCGCCCCAAAUGGAACAAGGAAACUAGCGCCGAAGAUUUGGAACGUGCCGAAAACGAGGCGUUUCUUAAUUGGCGUCGCGAUUUGGCACUCCUGCAGGAGAACGAGGAAAUCCUUAUGACGCCCUACGAGAAGAAUCUCGAGUUCUGGCGCCAGUUGUGGCGUGUCGUCGAGCGCUCCGAUGUCGUUGUCCAGAUUGUCGAUGCACGUAAUCCGUUGCUCUUUCGCAGCGUCGAUCUAGAGCGUUAUGUCAAGGAGGUUGACAGCAACAAACUCAACAUGAUUUUGGUCAACAAAUCGGAUUUGCUUACGCUGGAGCAGCGUCAGCACUGGGCACAAUAUUUUGACUGUGAGGGCAUACGUACAGCGUUUUACUCUGCCACUCUGGUCGAGGAAGAGCUUAAGCGUGAAGCUGAGGCCGCCAGGCAGGCAGCUGAAUCGCCGACCUCGGCGCUGGAACUCAAGCAGCUGCGCGAGGCAGCCGAGGAGAUCCAACAGUCGCUGAAUGCUGUUGAGCAAACGCUGGACGUAAUCGAGAGCAAGAUGAAGUCAAAGCCGUCGGACGCAACGGAUGUUAAGCUGCCCAGGCUGCCCAGUGACAAAAACAGCGCGCAUCUGUUGUCCAGAACGGAGUUGAUUGACUUCCUGCGCCAUAUCUAUACGGGGCCCAGACACACCGCGCAGCAUGUGACCAUCGGCAUGGUGGGCUAUCCGAAUGUGGGCAAGAGCAGCACGAUUAACUCUUUAAUGACUGUGAAGAAAGUUUCGGUGUCGGCCACGCCCGGCAAGACAAAGCGCUUUCAGACGCUCUUCCUGGAAAAUGACAUUCUGCUUUGUGAUUGUCCGGGUCUGGUUAUGCCCAGCUUUGUGCUUACCAAGGCAGACAUGUUGCUUAAUGGUAUACUGCCAAUUGAUCAAAUGCGCGAUCAUGUGCCCGCCGUGAAUUUGCUCUGCGAGCGCAUACCACGCCACAUUCUCGAGGAUAAGUAUGGCAUUGUGAUAGCUAAGCCCCUGGAGGGUGAGGAUCCGGAUCGUCCGCCUUUCUCUGAAGAGCUGCUGCUGGCCUAUGGCUACAAUCGCGGCUUCAUGACCUCGAAUGGCCAGCCGGAUCAGGCUCGCUCUGCUCGCUAUGUGCUCAAGGACUACGUCAAUGGCAAACUACUUUUUGCUCUGGGCCCACCAUCUGUCAUUCAGUCCGAGUAUCACACAUUUCCGGAGCGCCAACGCAAGCCGGUGGAGGAGUCCCAGCUGCCUGGACAACAGCAACGUGCCAUGCGCAUCAAUAAGAGCACGUCCAAGGAGCUGGAUCAGCAGUUUUUCAACGCCCAACCGAGCGUUGCGCACGUCAAGGGCCGCACCAACUUUCCACAUGUGCGUCUGGCAAACGAUGGCAACCUGGUAACUGGCGAAGCUCCAGCCAAGCCCUGGCGCAAUGUAAAAAAAGAGCGACGCGAGAAGCUGCGCAAAAAGUUCUCCCACCUGGAUGAGCAUUAAUUGUCCAACGUGCAGGUGUCAAACACAGUGCUGCAGUCGGCGGUUGAGACUCUGAGCUCAUUGUAUGCAUGUAUUUAAGAGCUUGUUGAAAGCAAACUGUUUUAAAUUAAAGUUAGCAUAAGCAUUCUAA